AUGGAUCAUAACAAUAAUUUGUUUGCGGAUAAUCAGCAGUUCAAUGCAUAUGACAAUCUGAACCUCUUUCAGGCUGGCUCUGAUUCCAAUUUCAACGAGGCUGGCUGGGGCGUAAACGCCAGCGACUAUGGAUCCCAGUCACGUGGCCAGCUUCCUGCAGUCAACAAUACCUGGCAGCAGAAUGCAAACCACUUGUCGGCCCCGUCGUCCAAUGCAGGCUACAACGGCCAGGCAUCGCCAUACGGACGUACUCUGAAUCAAAGUCCGGUCUCGUUCAACCAGAAUCAAUAUCAGAACUACAGCCAACAGCAACAGCAGAGCUUUCAGCCGUACGGACAGUCACAGUAUGAUCAGUCGCUCUUCUCUCGACCCGGCAGCGGCCAGAACUUCACCAACACCGUCACGCCUCAGGCUCUGGAGCGUAACACGCAACCUGCAUAUACUGGCAGUCCCUACGGCAACCCUGCUUUUCCGAACAAUGCCUUUGGUCAGAAUUCAUCCCUUAGGCCCAAUUCGACGCCACUGCAAGCACGCCCCGUCAGACAGAAGAUACUCAGCGAUGCUGUCCCCAAAGGCGACGACUCAGGCAUGUUCAGCAUCAUCAACUUCGACGCUCUUGCUCGUGCCACCAACACCGAGCGCAUGGGCAAUUACGUCAAUGUCGGCAAGGAACCACUCGAAUGGGGUAUUACAAGAAAUGUAGUCCCAUCGUACGUCCCUCGAAAGUCUCGCAGUGAGCUGAGAGCGCUCGCAGCCAACAACGCGACAGCUCUCGCCAAGAUCGGAAAGAAGUCGAGCAAGAAGACGAAGGCCUACCCAACCUUACUGAGCGACAUCAAAUCUGCAAGUGCUUCGGCUUCAAGCACUGGGGGAAUCAAGCACGAGCAAGAGACGUCCAGUUCUGAAGAACUCUCUUCCGAUGACGACUCCGAUUAUACCGACGAAGACGACGACGAAGACUCGCCUUUGCCGGCAAAACGCCCGGACAACCCCAAGCAAGGAGUUGAAUACGACACUAUCAAAGCUCUUUGGCGCAGUAAGCGCAAGACCCUCUCCUCAGAGUCGAUUCGCAAAGGUCUGGUCGACUUCUGGGAGAUCGUGAGAAACAUCAGAGACCGAUGGAAGAAGGAUGUCCAAGAUGUGACAGAUGCGGAGGAGAAGAAGCAGACUGGGCAACUCCCCAUGCUUCAAAGCAGAGUCAAGGAUCAACGCGACAUGAUGGAGUCAGCAUUCAAGGCUGCGCUCAAGCAUGGCCACCGUGGUCUUCUCGAACUACUUGCAGAGAAUCUUCCUCUAAUAUUCGUCUGCUACCAAUUCCUCCUCGACCGACUCAAAGCGGAGGAUAUCAACGGCGGCCUACCACGUGCCAUGCUGGAAACGAUGAGCCUCUGCACCACGCUCACAAACGACAAGAUCGAGAGGGUGCACCUGGUCAAAGUCUUGCCCCGCUGCACCAGGAAAGGCGACGCCAAGACUCAGUUCUACGUGAAGAAGAUCAUGGCUAACGCAGAUAUCGCCGACAAGGAAGCAGCUAGCAAGCCUGAGAAGAAGCCGGACGAGAAGGCCGCUACUGGAACAAUUGACGACAAGACGACUGCCAUUCCGGCGAAGCGUACUGCUCCAGAAGCCGUUGCGGGAGUGAAGCGUGCCGCCACUACAUCGGCUACAGAUGGAACAGCAACGAAGAAGGUAGCCGCCGCAGGCACUAAGACGAACGGUAUCAACGCAGUACCAAAGGUGAACGGUGCUGUGAAGAAGCCGGUCUCGAGCAGCGAUACCGCCAAACCGACCACGACUGCAGCUGCCCCCCGCAAGACGGUAGUACCCAAAUCAUCGGGUUUCUUCUCAAGCCUACAAUCAGCGUCGAAGAAGCCAGGCACUUCAAAUGCAGACAAGGCUGCUGGAUCUACUGUGAAACCUGCAAAACAGACCUCUGCACCGAAGCCAGCAUUCUCGUUUGCAGAAACCAUGGCCAACCUGGCAAAGCCCAAGGAGGAGAAGCCUGCUGCGAAGCCUCAAAAGGAGGUGCCGCCAGAGACGCCAGAGGAGCGCGAGAAGCGACUCCGCAAGGAGAAGCGUCGCAAGCUACACGUCACCUUCAAGCCUGGCGAUGAGCUUGUGCAGAUACGCUACUUCACCCACGACCCGCAGGAAGAGAUUGGCCACGACUCCAGUCAAAUGCGUGAUAUGGCCGAUGUUGGCGGUGAGGGUCGUGUGCUGAAGCAACACGCACAUAUGAUGGAAAUCGACGAUGAGGACGAUGUGCUUGAAGAGGUCGAGGACCUCAAGGAGUUCACCACACCUUCGCUGGUCGACUUCAGCGUCGUGGACGAGGAGGAGCGCAAGCGUAAUUACGCCCCAUACGGUGGCGGGGAGCAGCAGCCUGACUCCAAAGAACGAGCUGUGCGUGACGAAUAUGAGAACAACAACCUCAUCGUCAUCUAUACAAAUUCGAGCCAGAUUCCUCCCAACCCACGCGAGCCCGCUGAUCCCUACAACGGCGAACCUGGUCAGCCUUUGCGGUACUUUGGCGCUCCCGAAGAGAAGUACAGUGCACGUGCCCAAGCAAAGAGAAAUCAGUCAAACAACAUGCCAAGUGGAUUCGACCUCACCGCGUUCAUGAAGAAGCAGCAGCAGCAGAAUCAGCAGCAACAGCCUGCUGCCCAUUCGAUGAACCCGGACGUCAUGUCCAUCCUGGCCUCUUUGCAGCAGGCUGCACCAGCUCAGGCUACUCCACCUCCGCCACAAGUACCAGCAUUCGGACAGCCGUACAUGGCCCCACAGCCAGCAGCCGUCCCACCACCGCCACCGCCUCCAGCAGGCCUCGAUCUGGGUGCCAUCUUGGCUUCACUCAACGCUGGCAACAACCAGCAGAGCAAUUACGGUGCGCCGAAUGCCGCUCCCAUGAUGAGCUACGGACAAAACAACCCGGCACCAAACGAUCCGGAGGUCGCCAGGAUCAGAGCCUCUGGCAAUCCCAACUACAAGACCAGAGUCUGUCGAUACUGGCAGGAGGGCAGGUGUCAGAAGGGUGACAGCUGCAGCUUUCUCCACGAGUAA
Zasmidium cellare ATCC 36951 is the source of this 3060-nucleotide messenger RNA. RefSeq lists its product as uncharacterized. The transcript has 2 exons. Gene Ontology annotation, molecular function: metal ion binding; RNA polymerase II complex binding. Gene Ontology annotation, biological process: mRNA 3'-end processing. Lineage: Eukaryota; Fungi; Ascomycota; Dothideomycetes; Mycosphaerellales; Mycosphaerellaceae. Gene Ontology annotation, cellular component: RNA polymerase II, holoenzyme. Bases 1 to 3060 code for a protein of 1019 amino acids. The record is from RefSeq and is a predicted model, not a curated record.